GUGACAGUUUUGGUGGCCUUCCAGGUCUCACACGGUUGUUAGGAGUCCCAUUUUCCGAACUCCCGUUUUAGAAAUUUUUUCUUUUUAACUUUCUUUGACAUUCCCCUUUCUUAAGCAAGUAGAUUAUCUUAUAUCUAAUCUCUUUCGAAACAUCUCUUCCAAAAUUAAUUGCACUAAAUGGCUGUUUUGACUGGAAAAUAAAUGUAGGGUGAUCUCUGACUUUUGCACAGUACUGCACAUUCAAAACUAUUUAAAUACACUUUAAUAAAGUUUAAGUAAAUGUGUCCAUUGUUGUGAAAUGAAUAGCCUUCUGUAAAAACAGCAUGAGUGUAUGUGUGUCUAUCUCUUAAAACAUUGCUCAACUCAGCUGCUUCCUACACUUUUAUGCUUUUAUCUUUCUAUUAUCCUUAUGUUUUUCCACCUCUCAAACACGUUGACUCCCACUCUCUCUUUAGUCAUGAAUGCACUGAAACCUGUGGUGAAAAAGUCAGUGUUGUUCCCAAGUGGUAUGAAUGAUUAACAGAGUUGGUUGGAUGAGUUCCAAGGUUAGAAAUUCCUUUUUUCAGUGACCACCCUCUGCCCUUGGAGUGAGACCUUCAGUCUGUUCCCAAACUCGCACACACUGAAGCCUGCCCUUCUUUAGAGCAUGUACAAGCAUGUAACGUUUUAACGGCAGUGAUGUCAUUGUUGAGGUUUCAUUAGCUUUGGCUGAACCCACCCUGGGUGUGUUAGGAGGUUCUUCUGUAAAGAUGACGUGAGGAACAGUCACCUGUUUCAUGGUCAUAAAGCACAGUAGCAGGUUCUCAUUCUCUCCCGCGUCUAAUCUUUCGUCUGUUUUGUCCAGUAACAGGUGCUAUCAAAGAUGGAUCGCCUCGUCCACAGGUUCCAGACCUUACUCCUUCCCCUGACCAUCAGCGUUACCUCUCUACUUAGCAUCAAUGCAGUCAGUGCGGCCCCGCAGGGUUGCGGCUCCAACGUGAACUCUCUCUACUUCAACCUGUGUGACCUCAGUGCCGUCUGGGGCAUCGUAUUGGAGGCGUUUGCCUCUGCCGGAGUGCUGACCUCUCUGAUCCUCCUGAUGGUGGUCCUGGCCAGUUUACCCUUCUUGUCGGACAAAAAAAGGCGCAGCUCGGUAGGGCUGGACACCUUCUUUCUUAUCUGCACCUUGGGCCUUUUCGGCUUGACCUUCGCCUUUAUCGUGGGAAAGGACUUCUCCACCUGCGCCUCACGGCGCUUUCUGUUCGGGGUGCUGUUUGCCGGCUGCUUCUCUUGCCUCUUGAUGAAAGCGGUGAACCUCAACAUGCUGGCCAGGAGGGACUCUGGGCCCAGAGGCUGGGUGCUGUGCCUGGGAGCUUUGGCGUUCUGGCUGGUGGAGGUGGUCAUCAACACAGAAUGGCUGAUUAUCACUAUAGUUCGGUACCCCAUAUACGCCAUCGACUCCAUUAGCUCUGUUAACGUCAGUGGAGCUCUUGUCUCUGCCAUGCCCGUGCCUUGCAACAUCGCCAACCAGGACUUUGUCAUGGCUUUGAUCUACGUUCUGAACCUGCUGCUGGCCGUCGUCGUGGCACCUGUUCCAGUUCUAGCAGGCAAGCACAAGCGCUGGCACAAGGAUGGCAUCUUCAUCCUGAUCACAGCGCUGCUCUCUGUGGGUAUCUGGGUGGCUUGGAUCGUCAUGUACACCUAUGGGAAAAAUAAAUAUGGUGGCCCAACGUGGGAUGACCCUACCCUGGCUAUAGCGCUGGUGGCCAACGCAUGGGUCUUUGUGCUGCUCUACACAAUACCGGAGGUGUGCUUUCUGACUGAGGAGGACGAGGCGGAAUCAGGCUUUGGAGAGGACCUGUACCCCAGCCAGGGAGUGGGUUAUGAGACCAUCUUGAAAGAGCAGAGCUCCCAGAGUAUAUUUAUGGAGAACAAGGCCUUCUCCAUGGACGAACCUAACCCAGGUAAUAGGCCAGUGUCUCCGUACAGCAACUACAACGGGCAGCUCCGCAGCUCUGUCUACCAGCCCACUGAGCUCGCCCUCAUUACCAAGGGAAUAGGAAAUCAGCAGAUGGACUUGUCGUAUGAUACCGCGAUCCCACGAGCCUCCCUGGGCUCUCCCCACUCCCAGAGCAGCAGCAGCAGCAGCCCCUCGACACGGCCCGAAGACUCGCCCCAUGGACAAAAACAUGUGAUCAACGGCAACGGAUUGCAUUGGAAACCUCAGUGGUCAGGCUAACCAUGACCUCCUGCUUUGGACCUCUUCGAAAUUUUUCCUCAACAAACUUUCAUCCUAGUUCUACUUCUGCCUUUGGAUCGUUUCUCAUCCCAAAGAGAUUUAUAGCCUUAAUUUUGGAGUGGCCAAGUGUCCAUUUUGCCUGUUAAAGAGACGGCAUACAGGGAUUUCUUGUGUGCCACGGAACAGGAAAAUCAACAAAGAAAAUCAGACAAGACAUGACCUGCAGCUGGACACAGGACAUGGAGCAUGCUCAUGCGGUAUCUAAGGGUUGCGUUAACUAGCGCAAUACUGUGCAUUUACAUUCACAGAGGAGAAAAAGUGGAACUUGGCUCUCAUGCUGUGUCAGCAUGUUAUCGGAUGCCCACAUCCGAUACUGUUAAGAGACUGAUUACCUCUUGUUCUUGUCUGCCUUAAACUGCAAUAUUUAGGUAUAGUGAGAGCACAGGUAUGCAUGCACUAGCCUAGAGCUGUGCUAAUGUGAGCUAGCUUGCAGCGACAAUCACUUCUGUACAGAAAGUGCCGUACUACUGCUGUAUAAUUGGACGUGCCUAUUUAUAUAAUUCAGUUUCAUGUCUUUCUAUAUCAUUGUGAAGUUAAAAUGUGUUCAGUAUUGCAACACAUAUUUUACAAAUUGAUCACCCUUCUCUAAACACAUCCAUUGCAAAUUGCACGCUUGUACUAUGUAAGUCUUGUGCCAUGUAAAUUUCAGCUGGUGAACUGGACUGAGUGAUUUAUAGCUUCAAAUGUAUAUUCACAAAAUAAAAAUCUCAGAAUUGUCUCAUAAUUAUCUCAUAAUUCAGUUUUAUCUUGCUUAAUCUUCCCUCUGCUGUGGCUUAGGUCAUAGUAGGGGUUGUGCAUAAAGGCUUCUGACCAGGUCAUGCAGAUAAAAUCACAAAGCGAAAUGUGUGGGGUGGAAAAUUCCUGUCUGCCGUAGCCGGUGCCCACCGCAUUUACAUAGUCGCUGUAGAUAAAACACAGCAGCUCACCUGCGGGCUCAGUUCAGUCCAUCAGAGACAGCAAGCUCCAGGACAAGGGUUAUAUAAGGCAACCAUAACAUCCUUACAACUAUGAGUUCUAUGCUGUGUCCAUGGCUUUGUUUUUGUUUAUGGAUUUGCAGUAUAUGAAAAUUAUGUCCCCAGGAUAAUGGAAACUGAAAACAAUGUUUUGAAGUUUGUAGGCCUAAGGUCAUUCUUUGUAUCUGAAGGAUCUGUGGUCAGUUUUUAAUAAGAGGGUUAGGGAUGCUAGAACCACGUAAUUUUAAUGAUUUGAUAACUGCAAAUGUACAGAACCCAAGGUUCUUGUUCUCUACAAUAGAUUCUUUAGUAAAUGGGGUUACCUAAUUUUAGUAAUGGGGUCUCCUAUUUCCCUGAGGGGUUUUAAAGAGAGUGUACAGUGGUUUAUAUCCCUCUACCUCUCCUCAUGAUAUUCUUCUGGCUAAAGUUUUUGAAGGGUUUUUGAUUCUGUGGUUAUUCACCUACAAUCAGUUUUAAACGUAUCCCUUAUUUCUGGAUGCAUCGCAGAUUGUUUUAAGUAAAUAUAAAAAAACUGGUCCUGAUGCUGUGGAUUAUGUAAAUUAUAGACUGGUGAAAGUUGCCUUUUGUCUCAAAAAUUCUGGAGAAAGUGGCAAUAAAGCAGCUUCUCGAUACCCUAAAUUAAAAUUGUAUUUGUGGGAAGUUUAAAAGUGGUCUUAGACAGAAACAUAGUACAGAGAUGGCACUUCUGAGAAUUUUAAAUGACACCUAAAUGAUAAUGAGCGCUGAUGCAGCUUUUGAUACUGUUGACCAUUAUAUUUUGAUAAAUAGGCUGCAUAUUUAUCCAGUAGAAAAAUUGGAGAUAGAACAUCCUCAUGUACUGAUCUUUCUUGCUGGGUUCCACAAGGGUCUGUCUUUGGCCCAUUUUUAUUUUCGUUAUACAUAUGCUCCUGCUGGGAAAUUUGUCGAUUUAAUAUAUCUUAAGUUUUUUUAUUUUUUAUUUUUUUUGCUAAUGAUACACAGCUUUAUCUCUCUGUAAAACAAAAUAAUUUCAGUAGAUUAAAAAACAUCUAAUGGAAUGUAUUCAAACUGUUAAGGAUUGGUUGUCCUGUAAUUUUCUUUAGUUAAAUGAAGGGUAAACAGAAAUGCUGAUUUGGGUCCCAAAAAUGUUGUCAGCAACUUAAGGAAGGAUCUUGACUCGCUGGCCUUAGAGAUAAAUCCUUAUUCUAGAAAUUUGGCCAUCAUUUUUGAACUAAAUUUCUCAAUGCAUUUAAAAAAAGCUCGUACUGGUCUGCUACUUUCAAUUGAGAAAUAUAGCUAAAAUCAGAAAAAUGCCUUCCUUUGAUGACAGAGAGAAUUAUUCAUGCUUUUAUAUCAUCAUGGUUGGAUUAUUGUAAUGCUGUAUGUGCAUGUCUUAGUCUAUGACACAGCUCCAGUUUACAGACUCAGAUUCCUUUACAGUGGUGGUGAUAGGAACCAGAGGUCACAAUGCCUAUAACUCAGAUACAGCCAUUGUAUUUCUCCAAAACCACCAGUUUUUACAUGUAAUAAUAAUAAUAAAAUAUUUUUUUGGCGACUACUUUGUCUGCUUAUGCCUCUUCACUAUU
Colossoma macropomum (tambaqui) is the source of this 4796-nucleotide messenger RNA. RefSeq names its product G protein-coupled receptor, class C, group 5, member C (gene gprc5c). Gene Ontology annotation, molecular function: sevenless binding; protein kinase activator activity; G protein-coupled receptor activity. Gene Ontology annotation, cellular component: signaling receptor complex; plasma membrane; intracellular membrane-bounded organelle. The record is from RefSeq and is a predicted model, not a curated record. Lineage: Eukaryota; Metazoa; Chordata; Actinopteri; Characiformes; Serrasalmidae. Gene Ontology annotation, biological process: visual perception; G protein-coupled receptor signaling pathway.